AGGUGCGCAAAGUGGUGUCUGACUUUGCUGUAAUUAUAUCCGUGAUGAUAAUGGUAGGAGUUGAUGCUGCUCUCAAAGUUGGCACACCCAAACUGAACAUUCCGACUGAGUUCCAACCAACAAACGCUGAGGCUCGCGGCUGGAUUAUUCCACCGCUUGGUAAAAACCCAUGGUGGACUAUGAUUGCAGCCUGCAUUCCAGCAUUACUCACCACCAUACUGGUAUUCAUGGAUCAACAGAUUACCGCAGUUAUUGUCAAUAAGAGAGAACAUAAACUAAAGGUGCGUAAACUAUCAUGAAUUAUGAAAUGUUAUAAUAUAUAACAUUUGUAAACUGAUUGAGCCGUGUUGAUAUAACUCAAUGUCAACAAGGAAAAUUUCUUUCUUUAUAUUUCUUUUGUGCUACAUUAUAAAAAAAAAAAAAUAAAACAUAUUUCCGUAUUGAUAUACAGUUACAUCAAAAAAUAAAUAAAACAUUUUUCCGUGUUAUAUACAGUUAUAUAAAAAAAAACACACACAUUUUUCCGUAUUGAUUUACAGUUCUAUCAGAAAAAACAAACAAUAUUUCUUCAGAGAUCUUGUCUGGACCGAUAGGAGUUCACUUCUCUGAAGUUUUGAAAUAAACAGACGUGUAGAAAUACACAAACUAAAACACGAGGUUAAAUUUAACCCAGGGUUAGCGCUAACUCACCUUUGAACAACCGGCCCCUGAGUACAUAACACCAAUACAGAAAAUUCGUAAUAUAAGAGGUUGUUAAUUUCUCGUUUUAGAAAGGUGCUGGUUACCAUUUGGAUCUUACAGUCGUAGCUAUUGGAAUAGGUAUUUGCUCCAUUCUUGGUCUGCCAUGGGUGGUUGCUGCCACUGUCCUGUCUCUGGCCCAUGUCCAGAGUUUGUUUGUCGAGUCAACAUGUACAGCGCCUGGGGAAAGACCCAAGUUUUUGGGAGUUAGGUAUGUAAUUGCUUGUCACCACAAAUCGCAUUGAUUUUUUUUUUUGUUCCAAUUAGAGAGACUAUAAUGGUCUUCAGGUUUCGUAGAAAUUUUCAAACUUUUUACAAAAUCCCCGAAUUUAAAAUUUCUUAGUUAGAGUUUCUUAGUUCAUAUCAUGUGCUGUCGAAUUCAAAGCCACUUUGCAAAAAUAAGUUAAUUUUAUGUUAAUUUUCUAGAGAACAACGUGUUACUGGAACACUUGUGUUUAUCUUAGUUGGUCUGACUGUGUUAAUGGGUAAAUUUUUAAAGGUAAAAUAAUGUGAACGAUCUUUUUUUCUGUGAUGCCUUCGUAAAAUCCACUAAUGGGAAAACUAGGGACAUUGAUGGUCUUCAGGGACUAUAAUGAUCCUUUUGAAUUCAACAAGCCAAUUUUGAAACUAAAAUAUUUAUAAUGAGAUGGGAUUCUUAAAUCGGUCAAAUUCUGUGCGAAUCAAAUCGUUAGCUGUUUAAAUUAGUUUCACUAUAAGCAAAAGUUUCACUAUAAGCCAAUUUUGAAACUAAAAUAUUUAUAAUGAGAUGGGAUUCUUAAAUCGGUCAAAUUCUGUGUGAAUCAAAUCGUUAGCUGUUUAAAUUAGUUUCACUAUAAGCAAAUAUAUUUUCCUAUAUAGCUUGAAAACUAUAGCUUCCCAUGAAACUAAUAUUCCAAAAAAGUAUGCAUUUUAAGAACACAUCUAUUUUAAAAACUGUAUAUUUCGAAUCUAUUUUGAUUUAUCUUCAGCAAUAUAUUUACAAGAUAUGGCGUACAUACGGUACAUGUGCUGUUAAAAUGCAUGAUUUUUCGGAAUAACAUUAGUUUUAUAUUUGCUGAAACUAUCAGCCGCGGUAAAAGAUAUUUUUCUAUCUUCUAAAACGCGAAAUUUGAAAGAAACGUCAAAACUAUAUUGUGUUCUUCUUCGUUUACGUUCUUCCUUGAUGAGAUGCUAAAUUCAGUUUUCUUGAUAUGUAGUACAAACGAAUUAAGGCACAGUUUGCAUACAGCAUAACUAGUUAUGAUAGGUUAAGUAUCGGUUAUCUUUUCUACUAGCAGAUUAAAUUACUUGAAAAUUCACAUAGGUCGUUCUACGAAUAAAACAUAUACGUAUGAAGUUUACCAAAGGAUUUUGUUGGAUAAAAACUUAUUAAUUUUCAAGUUCAUGUUUGGUGGCUCACUUUGCACAGUGUAACGUAAAUUUGUUUGCACUGCAUAUCAAGAGAGUCAUGGUCGCGUCAUGUCACCUUUAAACGAUAGAUAGUGAGAAUUGUGACGGCCAUAUUAGUUUGACCUCAUUAGUUACUAGAAGUUUAAGAAGAAAGAGAGGUCACUGGUGGUCAAUUUUUAUCUAGACAAUAUGUGUCCUUUUUACCAGUAAUUUGAAAUUGCUAAAUUAAACCUCUUUUAACAUGUGGUGUGGGCCAUUGAAAUGAAUAUAACUGGAACGCUACCUUCAGAUAAACUGCCUAUCUUUUUUCUUGAAGCUAAAUCUGACCUCUAGACACGCGUGUUUGGAGGUCAAGACACACGUGUUUAUGUCAUGAUUGUCUGAUUGAGCGCUCUUCGCAUGCGUGAAAAGACUGGGACCGGCCUUCAAGUUUGCCUCCAUUUUACCGGUUGGAGGUAGCGUUCCACUUAUAUUCAUUUCAAUAGGUGCGGUCACACCACUGAUCUAAUAGUAGAUCACAUCAAUAUGGCCUGACAUUGACUUUAUUUAUGCAUAGCAGAUCUACAGUAGUUUUUGAGAUCAGUGGUAAAAUCUGAUGCUAUAAUUUGUUGCCUGGAGGCAUAUUUAUACCUCUGUAGUAUCGAACUAUUAAUGUAAUCCCUUUUUUUCUUGUGUAGUACAUUCCAAUGCCUGUAUUGUAUGGAUUAUUUAUUUAUAUGGGUGUUUCAGCUCUGAAAGGUGUUCAGGUGAGAUAUAUUGUUUUGUUGCACAAGAAGCGCUGCCGAAGUAUUACAAAUUUAAAGGGCUGUUACCGUAAUCUCUCUAUUAAUGACCCCUGGGACGUAUUUUUUCAGAUCAGUAAAUCUAAUCAAAAACAUGUUUUUGUACGAAUAGGGGACCUUAUUAUUAGCAUGACAAAAUUACUGGAUGCUGAUUGGUUGAGAGGAGUACAAUUAUUUCAUUAAUUGUACUGCAGGACAAUAAACGAUUUUCCC
Messenger RNA from Paramuricea clavata, 3122 nucleotides. The record is from the annotation of a GenBank genome assembly. Lineage: Eukaryota; Metazoa; Cnidaria; Anthozoa; Malacalcyonacea; Plexauridae.